UCCCUGCACCAGAAUGUCAGUUAAAUAAUUGGCCUCCAACCCACCAAAGUGUGAAGUUAAUUAGAAUGAGUUGUAUUGACUACUCUCAGACAGCUGAGAACCACCAGUGUCUUCUGAUACUAGUCAAACAUGUUGGUACACAACUCCACAAUAAAACAUUCCUGUAUCUCUGGGAACGUGUACGGAGGGUUUCCACCGUUCACAUUCCAAACCAUCAACGCACCAUUUGGUUGCGUUAUAAGCGGGUUUAUCCUGUGGACAACAACGAAUGGGGAGACUUCCAAGCACAUCGCAAAGUUCUGGGCAUUAUCUGUGUUGGAAAAUGUCGUAACAUGAAAGAAUUUGAAGAAAUUUUUGAGAAUUACAAAAAGAUAAAAGAGGACUAUGCAAGUACAAUAUUUAACUCCCGUCUUAUUGUGUUUGGUAUGAAUCGAGAUGGCACACCAAUGGAGGAAAUCCAUAGUGAAGAAGACCAAAAUCAGAAGAAGACCAAAUCAGAAGAAGACCAAAAUCAGAGAUCCCAAACCUCUUGUGAUCUGUCUGACACAGAUACAUCAUCCAAGUCAAAUGCCAGUUCUCCGGACUGUGACAAGUCUCUUUUAGACAAUUCACCAUCUUCAACAAUUGAUAGUGAUAUCAGCCUCCCAGAAAGAGAUUCAGGCAACAACAAUCCGGAGCUACCAACUUUCUCUAGAACUGUUUCCAAAGAGAACACUGGCGCUGAGGUGGUAUUCUACCCAGAUACUGAGGGAACAAUAGACUUAGAGGAACGACUUCGAGAGUUGAUAAUUUCCCUGUUCUUUGUGCUGGAGGGCAAGCGGCUGGAUCGUUCCUUCGAAAGAACAGAGAAACUACAGAUGUUGUGUGCACCAUUUGAGAAACGAGAUCUUCAAGGAAUUGAUACAGACAGCAAAGCUUAUAAAAAGAAAUGCACGGGUCGUCUACGUAAACAUCUUGCUGACCUUUGCUUACAAGCUGGUUUACCAGGCGAGGCUAUUCUACACUAUCAGACCUCACUGGACAUACUAAAGACAGUCAAUGAUUGGCUGUGGAUUGGGGCUUGCUACGAGGGUCUCUCCUCCUCAUCGGUAAUUCUCACUUAUCCACAGCAGACAGGUAGUCCAACAUUACGAAGAAAUUUAUCAUUUUGUGUUAAAAGAUCCAAAUCUAAGAUGGAUGACAUAAAAAGUCGAACAGGUGUACCUCUGCACAUCAAGCGAAGCAUAAGUAAUGGUUAUGAUGGAAUAGGAACACAGCCGAAAUCUUGUUUAGACCCAGAUGACAUUAUAGAGAAAUAUAAAGAAGCUAUUAUGCAAUACAGCAAAAGCAAAGCUGCAGCUGUGAUAGAAAUGGAGGCCAGUAUAAAAGCUUGCCGGGUAUUAAUACUACAACGGAAAUACCUUCAGGCCUCUGACUUCCUCCAGAAUGUGAUGUACAUUAAUGUUCAAAGCACUAAUGAAGAUAAGAUUCAGCGCUACAGUACAUUAGCAAGCCUAUACUCACAGAUAUGUUUCCAUCGUAAAGCAGCAUUUUAUCGACGUAUUACUGCACUUCAGAGUGUCAACCCCCAAGUUGCUCAACCUAAUUGGUACCAAUGUUAUACCCUCUUACUGCAGGCCCUUGAUGGCUAUGGUGUCACUAUGGAUCCACGACAGUUUACUAAAAAUGAACCCUGUGGAUGGCCUGUGCUGCAGAUGAAGGUACUUCAAGAACUUAUAUUCUCAGCCAAGAGGAUGGGCAACCCUCAGUUAUCAGUCCGACACAUGACGUUCCUACUACACUCCAUGCUUGAUCACAUGUCACCCCAGGAGAGGAGAGAUGUUGCCACUACCCUCAAAUCCAAUACAGCUCGUUGUGAAGGAAUUCCUCAACCCCUUGCCACAGAUAGCGGCAUAAUCUUCCCUCCAGUUUCCCUGACAAAAUUGCCUAUUGUGAAGUCUUUUAAGCUCAUUAAUGUUGCUGGUCACUGCUGUCCAGUUAAACUGCCGUCCAGUGAAAAUGUAACCAGUACAGAAUCUGACCGUCAAGGUCUGUUUAUCUAUACACCUCUAACCUUUGGUGAUGUAAUCUAUGAUGAUAAAGUUCCCAGUAAAGUAGAUUUCCUUUGGGUUGCUGGAGAUGUUUGUGAAGUUCACCUAGAAGUCUACAACCCUAUGCCUGAUGAUCUGCAUGUUACACAAAUGAGUUUAUUAACAGAUGGGGUAGAUAUGGAUGUGUUUCCAAUAAAUGCUGUAAUCCCCACUGAAUCGAAACAUCAUCUGAUCAAACUUUCUGGCAUUCCAAAGACAAGUUCUGACCUCAACAUAUAUGGUUAUGUCAGCUAUGUUUAUGGAGUACGCAGCCAUUGUAAACUGAAAGAUAUUCCAUAUUUGCACAAUGUACAACAUGUCAUAGAAGUAGUGCCUGCUUUACCCCACAUCCAAGUCAGUACAAACCUGCCCAAGGCACCAAAUAGUCCUCCAAAGUCUUUGGAUGGCAAAGAUAUUGUUGCUAGUGCUGUGGCAGUUCUCUAUGCUGGUCAAAGUGUUAACUGGAUAGUCACUAUCAACAACAUCGGCAGCCAGAAGGUUGAGAUGCUUGAGUUAUCUCUUUCCUGUAAAACAGAAUAUCGUCGUGCUUUACAAAAAGUGGUGCUAUGGAACCAGGAAGCUAUUAACUGCCAGCUUCCUCUAAAGCCUGAUGAAUCUACUAAUAUCCCUGUCAGUCUUAAUGGUUAUAACUAUUUCAAUUCAGACUUGGAUUACUCUGACGCAUCCAGCUUCACCCCAACACAUUCCAACACUGCCACUUCCAAGAGCAGUACUGCUCCAAAGAAGUCUAUAGAAGCAACUGUGACAAUAAGCUACAGUGGCGGUCCUGGUUAUCAAGAGUCUUUCUGCCGCCAAUGCGCUAUCAGUCUGCACUUUGAGGUCUUACCAACUGUAACAGUGCAACGGUGGGAUGUUGUGCCUGGUGGAAGUUAUGACCGUUGCUUCCUAUUAUUUGACUUACUGAAUCAGUCAGGCCAUCAAACUGAGGUACAGUACACUGAUGGUGGACACAUUAUUAUUGAGCCUUCACAGUGCAGAAGAAUAGGCAUUCCAUUCACAAGAUGUCACUUACCUGAACAGGAUGACCAGUGUGUGGUGAAGAAAGCUACUACAUGUGAUGUUGUGUGUCCUGUGGUUAUUGAACCUGUCGAUGUAUGGAAAAUGUACAUUUUCAAUUGUAUUGACAUUAGGUGGUCAAUUCCAGCUGUGAGUGCUACUGGAAAAGUCUCUCUUGAUAACAUAGUGUGGGGCACAUCACAGAUGAACUUGAUGAAGCUCAGUCCUAUCAAAUGGACUGUGGUUGUGAACUCCCAGUUUUUUGAUGUGACCAACGUACCCCAGGUCACAGUUGGAGAGUUAACCAGCCUACAUAUUACCAUGAUGAAUGCCGACAAUGUGGAUGCCUACCAAGCUGAACUAAAUAUCAGUUGUUAUCAAGAUCUUGGCUGUGGUAGUUCAUGGUAUAGUACAGAGCAGCAAAGUUCUAUUAUUGGUAUCAGAUCACUGAAGAUUGACAAGCUGGCCCAAGGUAACAGUAUCAGCCAUGAGUGCCAUCUCUUAUUUUACCACAGUGGGGUUUACAAAUUUGAUAUCCAAUGUGCCUACCAGCGGCAGCCUUCAAAAACAAGCAGGACAACUGUCUCCAAAUGUACAACAUCGUCACCAGUGACUAAAAUGAAAGACAAUAGCUACGGUGGUGAUGGCAGCACCAGUCAGGCUGCAGCGGGGGAACCUGUUAACCUUGGACGCACAUCUUGGAAGUGUACUCCUAUUGUACUGAUUAAGGUUCUCGAGUCAAGAACUCAUCAUUUGUAAAACAUUAUUGACCAAUUGUAAAUCAUUACUUGGCAACAUUUCCAGUUAACCCAGCAAAAGAAAAAGAGAAGCCACUCAGCAGCCCUAAAUAAUAAAGAAAGUUCCUUGAAAACAAAGUGACUUUUGUGAAUGAAUAACGCAUCUUGUACAGGAAGUUCUUCAAGGAUUUCAGAGAAAUAAUUAUAGGAUUUAUAAACGGUUCAUUAUUACAAAGUUAUUAUUUCUGUCGUAAAUAAAUAAAUUUUCUAAUU
Molecule: messenger RNA, 4096 nt
Organism: Octopus bimaculoides (California two-spot octopus)
Lineage: Eukaryota; Metazoa; Mollusca; Cephalopoda; Octopoda; Octopodidae
Product: trafficking protein particle complex subunit 9
Cellular component (GO): trans-Golgi network
Source: RefSeq, a predicted model, not a curated record